Messenger RNA from Manihot esculenta (cassava), 2791 nucleotides. RefSeq lists its product as uncharacterized. Gene Ontology annotation, molecular function: protein binding. The record is from RefSeq and is a predicted model, not a curated record. The transcript has a single exon. Bases 509 to 2500 code for a protein of 663 amino acids. NCBI's taxonomy places the organism in Eukaryota, Viridiplantae, Streptophyta, Magnoliopsida, Malpighiales, Euphorbiaceae. Gene Ontology annotation, biological process: cell surface receptor signaling pathway.
UUUCUGCUUUAGAAAUGAUUUCCCAAUUGCUCAUAGACCCAACCCAAGUAAAAUUCCCCAAAAACCAGACCAACAUCAUAAAUAAAUUGUAAGAAAAAACGCGUUUGACCUUGUAAAACCCGUCCACUCCACCACCAUUUGCAGCUGCAGGCUCUUCCCCUACUUACAAAAUUCAUUAAAAUCAAACUCUGAACCUCACAAAAUCCUCCCAGAAAAUAAUAAUAAUAGUUACCCAAACUCCCAUUGCUUCAAACAAUCCUCGCAUCUCCAGCUCAUCUCACAUCCCACUCUCCUUUUCCUCUAUCAUCUCCGUCAAUUAAGCCAUUGACGCCUCAUUUUUUCUGUUUCUUUUCUGGUUUAUUCCCCCCCCCCCCCUUUACCUCCUUUUCUUGAUCUGUUCUCUGUUGGAACUUUUCUUUUGGAUUUGUGUUUUGGGUUUUUGAUUUAGAGUUCUUUUAUCCGCCAAGAUUUCAUUUUUUUCCUUGUUGGUCCGCCGUGUGUUUAAUCCAUGGCGGACUUGGUGAAACAAAUCUUGACAAAGCCUAUCCAACUAGCUGACCAAGUAAUCAAAGCUGCUGAUGAAGCUUGCGCUUUCAAACAAGAAGCUGCUGAACUCAAAUCCAAGACUGAAAAGCUCGCUGCUUUACUACGGCAAGCCGCUCGCGCCAGCUCCGACCUGUACGAGCGCCCUACGCGCCGGAUCAUUGAAGACACGGAGCAAGUUCUUGAUAAGGGUCUGGCCCUGGUACAGAAAUGCAGAGCUAACGGCCUCGUGAAACGCGUUUUCACUAUUAUCCCGACAGCUGCGUUUCGCAAAAUGUCGUCUCAGUUGGAAAAUUCGAUCGGCGAUGUGUCGUGGCUUUUGCGUGUAUCGGCGUCGGCUGAUGAUCGAGACGAUGAGUACUUGGGAUUGCCUCCGAUUGCUGCUAACGAGCCAAUUCUCUGUCUUAUAUGGGAACAGAUUGCGAUUCUCUACACUGGAUCACUGGAUGAUAGAUCUGAUGCUGCGGCUUCGCUGGUUUCGCUGGCGAGAGACAACGAUCGCUAUGGGAAGCUGAUAAUUGAAGAGGGAGGGGUUCCACCUCUGCUGAAAUUGAUCAAAGAAGGGAAAAUGGAAGGCCAAGAGAACGCCGCAAGAGCGAUUGGUCUAUUGGGUCGUGAUUCGGAAAGCGUUGAAUACAUGAUCCACGCCGGUGUUUGUAUUGUGUUUGCGAAAAUACUCAAAGAAGGUCCCAUGAAAGUUCAAGCUGUAGUGGCUUGGGCUGUUUCUGAGCUUGCGGCGAAUUAUCCCAAAUGCCAAGAUCUUUUUGCGCAGCAUAAUAUAAUUCGGUUGCUGGUUGGUCAUCUAGCAUUUGAGACAAUUCAAGAGCAUAGCAAGUAUGCCAUUACCAGCCAGAAAGCCACUUCGAUCCAUGCGGUUGUGAUGGCCAGUAAUAGUUCGACUACUGCUCAUAAUGUGGCAAAGCCAACAACAAACGAUGAUGAUCAGAGUCGAAUUCCUCAUCCUAUGGGUAAUCAGACUGUAAAUCAGUUACACAAUGUGGUCACCAAUACUAUUGCUAUGAAUGCAGCAUCCAAGACGCCACAGCAACGACCUGGUUAUAAUAGUAAUGGACCAAGCCAAACCAACGUUGCCAAGUUCAGUGGUAAUGGAAACAACAGUAUGAAGCUGAAUCAUCAGCCCCACCAUCAACAGAGUCAUUCGCUUUCUGGGGUUAACAUUAAGGGCAGGGAACUGGAAGACCCUGCUACGAAGGCUAAUAUGAAAGCAAUGGCAGCCAGAGCACUUUGGCGUCUGGCCAAGGGAAAUUCCCCAAUUUGCCGCAGCAUAACCGAGUCAAGAGCACUCUUGUGCUUUGCAGUUCUAUUAGAGAAGGGAGCUAAAGAUGUUCAAUACAAUUCUGCCAUGGCUUUGAUGGAGAUCACAGCAGUAGCAGAAGAAGACGCUGAUUUAAGAAGAUCAGCAUUCAAGCCUAAUUCGCCUGCUUGCAAAGCUGUCAUUGAUCAAUUGCUGAAGAUCGUUGAAAAAGCUGAUUCAGACCUCCUUAUACCAUGUGUCAAGGCUAUAGGGUAUCUAGCAAGGACAUUUCGAGCAACAGAGACCAGAAUGAUUGCCCCAUUGGUUAAACUUCUGGACGAGAGAGAAGCUGAGGUUUCUAGGGAGGCUUCAAUUGCCCUCACAAAAUUUGCCUGCACAGAAAACUAUCUCCACCUUGAUCAUUCCAAGGCAAUCAUACAAGCUGGAGGGGAAAAGCACCUAAUCCAGCUUGUCUACUUUGGGGAGCAAAUAGUUCAACCUUCAGCAUUAUAUCUUCUAUGCUACAUUGCAAUGCAUGUCCCAGACAGCGAGCAGCUAGCACAAGCUAAGGUGCUCACAGUGCUAGAAUGGGCUUCCAAGCAAUCAUUUGUGACUCAAGAUGAAACAAUUGAAGCAUUAGUAGACGACGCCAAAAGCAAAUUGGAGCUUUAUCAGUCCAGAGGUUCAAGGGGAUUCCAUUAAAUUCCAUCAAUCAAUAGAGUCUUUAGUAUGUUCUUGCGUAUAAAUUUUUCUUGUUUAUUUCUUUCAACCGUGUCAUUCUAAUGGAGUGUACAUACAAUUAGUUUUCUUCUUUUCUAUAAUAUGUUUCAAAUCAUUGGAGUCUUUAGCAUAAAUGCAGCGUCAUGCUAUGUUUUUCAUGUUCUUUGUUGGGACUGGGAGCCCUCAUAUGAAUCAUUUGAAUUGUUGUAAUUCAGGAAAUUUAUAUGAUAAACAGAGCUGUUUGAUACAUUUAUCAAAAGGAUGUGGCGUUCA